AUGAGAAAUUCGGAGGAAUCUUCAAAACCCCCAACCCGCCCUCUCUUCGUUCGCGAAGUCCGAGGGCCGGUGCUGCCCGCGAGGGCCUGGUGUGACCUUCUCGACACACCUGCAUUCGGCAUCAGAAACAUCGGGGGACCCGGGGCUGUGCAAUACGCAGCAUACUGUGCUCUUGUCUUUUUUUUGUCCUUCGGGGUGGGAAGAGAUGAGAGCGGUAUCAUUCGAUUCCGAUCAUUCUGGUGGGGAUGGCGCUUCACCCUUUUUUCUUCUCAGGUCAGUAUUUUACUUCCCCCGUCCACUUUGCUUGUUGCUGCUUUGUGCGGCCGG
This is a messenger RNA of Penicillium daleae, 327 nucleotides long. RefSeq lists its product as uncharacterized. The transcript is spliced from 2 exons. Lineage: Eukaryota; Fungi; Ascomycota; Eurotiomycetes; Eurotiales; Aspergillaceae. The record is from RefSeq and is a predicted model, not a curated record. The annotation marks the transcript as partial.